Molecule: messenger RNA, 4950 nt
Organism: Dermacentor silvarum
Lineage: Eukaryota; Metazoa; Arthropoda; Arachnida; Ixodida; Ixodidae
Gene: Plekhm1
Product: pleckstrin homology domain-containing family M member 1
Exons: 2
Coding region: 179-2488 (769 amino acids)
Source: RefSeq, a predicted model, not a curated record
CGAAAAAGUUUGGAAGAUGGUUGGCCGAUAAUCAGAGAUGGGCGCAGUGUAAAUAGAACACGCUCGCGUCGUCGACAUGCGGGGUUUGAUAUUGUUAGGGGACGUUUAAGUAAAACGCCGAACAGCCCUCGCACUUGGCUUCGCGUUCAGCAAUUCGGACGUGGGUUUCAGUGUCAAAAUGGUUCCGCUCUGGAAAAAGGCGACGUCCCCGACCAUCGAGGAAGCGGCGCGGGACAUUGUCAUCAAGCGUUCGCUGACCAAACAACUCGCUGGCUGCGUGCGCGACUUACAGCAAGAACUCGUCAACGCCGAUCCUGUCGUCACGGGCGGCGAGGCAGUCUCCAGGGUUUGCUUCUGUCUCGAGGCCAUCUUCAUCCACGGUCUCAAGGACAACAUCGUCAAGAAGAUGUCCAGCGUGUUCAGCAACAACUCCACCGAGAAGCUGCCGACGCCCGACUUCUGGCCCGUGGCGAUGGUCUACUCGCACAAGGACGUCCUAGCCCAAAUCGCCGGCCUCAACCAGAUCAGCACAGACAUUGGACGCUGCCGAGCGUGGCUGCGCCUCGCGCUCAACGAGUCCCUGCUUGUCAGCUACGUCGAGGCUAUGAUACAGGAUCCGAAGACACUGCGUUGCUACUAUCGCCAAACUGCGUACAUGGCCGACCGGGAGCAGCCGGACAUCGUAAAGCAGUUCCUCGAGGGCCUCUCGGGUUACUCGUUCGGGCUUCCCGUGAACUGCGCCGCUCUCAACUGCUGGAACACCAUGCCGCUGCAGCUGGCCGGCCUGCUCAAGUCCGCCGAACGAAUGGAGCCUGUGAUGCCCGCGUACGACGUCGCCGAGUUCUUCCAGAACGAAGCGGGCCAGUCGAGGCGUAUGCGUAGCAAGCUGUCCGUGAGCUCGAGCCGUGUAAUGACGUCCUCCAUCGCGAUCCAGGCGAGCGAGCCGCCACCCUCGGAGUCCCAGAAGCUGGCGCACAGCGUCGGCUGCGGUAGCGACAGCGGCGUCGACGUCGCGAUGGCGGGCGCUUCGCUACCCGUUGCUGCUGCAGCAACGUGCGCCGGCGCGUCUUCUGCGAGCGAGGCGAACCCCGAUGCGCCGCCGGAGCAAACGAAAGUGAUCGAAAUCAAACCCCCGUCUUCGCCCAAACAAGAGGGCGCCAUGGCUUCGGCCGGAAGCAGCAUCACCGCGGCACAAGUGCGCGAACUCUUGCGAACCCUGAACCUCGACACGAACGAAGGCAGCGCGGUGGCGGCGGCCGACGUCUCCGGGUCGCCGGCGUCGGUGCCGGACUUCGACGUGCUCGACAAGUUCCCGCACGAGUCGCGCAGGUCCUUCGGGAACGUGCUGGACCCGACCCAGGGUUGGUCUUCUCCGUUCGAAGACGAAUACGAGGAUGUGGGCUCGCCAGGUGCGACUGCCGACAAGUCGGACGGCUCGGAUGACCUGGAACAGCAGAGCUACGACUCCCUCGUGCUGAGCUACACGCAGAACAUCAACCAGCAGGUGUGUGGAACGCCAGAGAUGAGGGACCUCAUCACGUCGGCCAUCAGACCAUGCACAGAAAGCCAGGCUGCACCUGGCAAUGCAAAUGUAAAGGCUGAAGACCAGCGUUCCAGUGCAGACUCCCUAGAUGACCUGGCAGACUUCGAGGUGGUUCCGACAGAGAGGGCACCUGACGUUCGGACAAACCAGCUGCUCUCGUUGAUGGGCCACAUUCAGCAAGAGAAAGGCCUCGACCAGCAGGGAUAUGCCUGUCGGGGCUGUAACUGCCCCAUCGGCAUGAUCUACGGCGCAAGCUCUGUGUGCUCUUACGACGGCUACUCAUACUGUCCGGAGUGUAGCGGCAACGAGUCGAAUGUGAUCCCCGCCCGCAUAAUUCACAACUGGGACUUCCGCAAGCACCCCGUCAGUCGUGAGGCUAAAGAGCUGCUGAAGAAGUAUGAAGCCGAGCCUCUGCUAGACCUGAGGAUACUGAACCCUUCACUGUACGAUGCUGUUCCCGAGCUGGCUGCAACGCAAGUUCUUCGCUCGCAGCUGGGUUUCCUGCGGCCUUACCUUCAGACGUGUUCUGAAGCGGCGUCCAGUGCACUUCGGAAGCUCAUCUGGCCUAGGGAACACCUGUACGAGCACAUACACCUGUACUCCACCUUUGACCUCCUACAGGUGCCGUCAGGUACUCUGCAGCGGGCUCUAGAGAAGGCGAUCAAAUUUGCCCGUGGCCACGUUCUAGACUGCAACCUGUGUGCAGCAAAGGGCUUCAUUUGUGAAAUCUGCCGUGACCCUGCUGUCAUUUAUGCCUUCGAUACAGAUGCGACCUAUCACUGCAGUGCGUGCUUUGCAGUGCACCACCGCACCUGCAUCGAAGACAGCGGUCGAGUCUGCCCGAAGUGUGAGCGAAGGCGUCAGAGGAAGGAGCAGGAGCAGGGAAUGGUGCUCUGCUCUGGGGCAGACGUGACAGCCGACAGUGCCUCUGUCUUUGCUUCGUGAGCCACGGUACAACAGAUCUUCGUACAAUAGUGGCAGGGCCACUUUUACUUGUGCCGAACAAGGGCAUAAGUGAGCUGCAGCUACAAAGAGCUUUUAAACUUGAAUGUUUUUUAUCAAUUUCUGACAAAGAGAGAAAGCCUUCGACAUAGGCAGCAGCUUUAGUAAGCUGCUGAGCUAUCUUCGUGCCUCUCAGUGCAAACGACAAAAUUUUUUUUUUUACCAUGGCUUUUUAUUUCGCACUGGUGCCUACAUGAAUAAAUGCAUGUGUCUGACAAAUGUAUAGAGUGUAAAAUCUCGUAACAUAUUUUUAUCUAAUGGAUGCUGUCGUUCUCAGUGCAAGAUGUCAACAUGCAAGAUGCUUAACAUGUGCAAUGUGUAAAAUAUGAGAACAAAGGAGAUAUGCUUUAGUAGAUAGGAUUUUACGUGCAAUGCAGUUCAUUGUGCUAACUCCUAUUGCUUCUGGCACCAGCUUGACAUGUAUUGCAAACUGACAAUGCUCCGCACAGCUGUAUAUUGACAUGCUUUCUCAAGAUCGUAUUUGGAGGCAAUUUUUUUUUGUUUGUAUGGUACCUGCGUAAAGCUAAACCUUUCUGUUGGUGCCAGUCAGCAGUAUUUGUGUGUGUGCAUAUCCUUUUUGUUUAGAUUGUGUUUUCAUUUCGACACACUGCGCAGAUAUAUAGAUGCGUGUCCUGUACAGUGUUGGCCCGCUCUUGAUAAGGCUCUGCACUCGUAGAAGGCAGUAGUAGCUUAUCUGGUGCGAUAGCGUUCCCCCAAGCGUCAUGGUUGUUUAUAGGGCAUGACUGCCCUGGGUUGAUAAGGCAGAUACCCUGUUAACUGCCAAAUGCGCACAUGCCCACUCGGUCCUUUCGAAAGUACGUCAUAUGCAAGACAACAUUGUUUUUUUUUUGUUUAUUGAGGCCUUCAAAUCGUUAUUAAAUGAUAGCUGAGCGUUCUGGGGCUUCAGUCGAAGAACAGGAGUCGUUAGUAGUGAGUGGUGCUGUAGUGUACAUGACAGAAUAACAGAGUUUGAAUGACAAACGAGUGUUUUAAGUAUAGAUUUCAGCGAGAAUGUGCUUGGAAAACAUAGCUUGUUACAUAUAUUCUUGUUACACCUGUAUGUUCCCCCCACUGCCGCAACAUCGGGCCUGCUGUGCAUGUAAAAUUCUUUUUAAUCACCUUUAUACACUCUGCCCACCAAAAAAUGCUGUUAAUCUCUGCUCCCUGGAAGUUUGGUGUUCCCAGUGCACUCUCUGCCUGUAUUUUUAUGCGAGUGCAUGUGCCGUCCCAUUUCACUCGUCUAUAUGUCAACUUUCAUUCACUUGGUUGAGAACAAGUGCUGCACAACUCUUUGGUGAAACUUGACGACGGCCUGACGAGAUGGCCAGUAUGGAAAGCCCGAGCCACAUGCCAAUGUGGCCUUCAACGUAGGUGAUGAGGCCUGGUAUCUAGUCAGACAGAAAAUACCCGUCAUAAGGUUCGCUGAUUGCACUUUUGAAAUAGUUCACUCUGUGGCAUGUAAACAUCCAGCAUUGACAUUCAUGUAUGCAGAAUUUCUAAAGCGUCAUCCAGAGGUGAACGUGCUAGUAUCUGUGAGGUUGGUAGCAGUUGCUUCAUAUGACAUGGCGUUGAUGGGAAGGUCGAGGAAGUACUUGGCUUGGCUUAGUCACUCCUUGAGCUUUGCAACCAUGAGGUGUCUAUAGCUGCAAAUAGCCCUCUGAUAACUAAACCGGUGAAACACGGAGGAAAAAUGCCUUUUAUACUAUGCUAUAUAUGCAAAAAUGCAUUAUUAGAAAUGCUGCAUACUGUGUAACAUUUUUUAUUGUUUAGAAGGUUGCGAUUAAUUGUGAAAUGUAUCCGAUAACACAAUGGUGGUUAAUAGCUAUUGCAGUGCCACUGUGAGAUAGUAGUGCGAAAGGGUUGAAGUUUUGGCAACAGAAGUCGGGGUUACGAAAACAUAGGAGGCCUUGCUGAACAGAACUAAAGUAAACUAAACUCUCGGAGCUGUAGGGAUUAAAUCUGUCGCCAAGAUAUCAGUCUGAAUCUCCCAAUCCCCAGUUUUCUCGUGGUGGUUGAACAGUCACAGUGCCUAAUAAGAUUGUUUGGGUCUACCAUUUUGCAAAGUACCUCACGUUUUCAUAUCUGGUUUAAUCUAAGAUCACUGUCAGUUGCCCUUGAGCUUUCAUUAUGUUCAACCCCCCCCCCCCCCAAGAAAAAAAACAUAAUAUAUUAUGAGUGAUGAUGCAGGAGGAUUCUUUUAUUCUUGGAAGGCUUUUUACUUAUACUUGAGCCAUAGAUCUUUAAUAUUUAGUAGUAUUCUUGGUGUAUGAAAGCUUUGUGAUAUUGCAUAUAUGAAGCAGUUGCCCAGGAAGCUGCUUUACUACCAUGUACUUCCAAUGGGAAAGCCAAACAGGCUUUCACAAUGUGUGACAGAGUGCGUUCUAUUAAAUGUUUCUACCUAGAGA